Molecule: messenger RNA, 1545 nt
Organism: Penicillium daleae
Lineage: Eukaryota; Fungi; Ascomycota; Eurotiomycetes; Eurotiales; Aspergillaceae
Exons: 9
Coding region: 1-1545 (514 amino acids)
Biological process (GO): transmembrane transport; carbohydrate transport
Cellular component (GO): membrane
Molecular function (GO): carbohydrate:proton symporter activity
Source: RefSeq, a predicted model, not a curated record
AUGGGCCUCGUCGAAAAGUGUCUUCCCAAAGAUGACCGUUUUGCGGCAUUGUUGCUCUAUGGCAUGGUAUUUUCAGCCUGCUUUAAUGGCUAUGAUGCUGGUAUUAUGACGGUCAUUUUGGCCGACAAACAGUUUAUCGAUUACUAUGGGAUUACUGCGAGCAAGUCUGGAUUGGUGGCCACUAUUCCUUGGGCCAUGACUGGUGUUGCCCAGCUUUGGUUAGGAGGAUCAUUGGCAGGUUGGCUUGGGCGCUUGUGGGCAUUACGAAUUUCCAUCUGCAUCAUGAUCAUCGGAGUGAUUGUGGAAGUUAUUCUGAACAACUUUGGCGUCUUGAUUCUAGGUCGACUCUUGACUGGUUUAGGAUUGAUUCGGCUACGAGGAAGUUUCGUCGGCACCGUCUCCCAGUUCGGCUACCAACUAGGCACACUCAUCGCUUUUUGGACCGGUUACAGAAUGUCAUUCCAUAAGUCCCCGUACAACAUUGCAUGGCGGGUAUCCAACACCGUUCAGAUCCCUAUCGGCCUAGCGUUCAUCUUUGUCUCAUUUUGGUAUCCUGAAACGCCAGAGAAAUCGCUGCAUAUGCUCAGCCGCGUCCGAUCUGGGGCUCCAACUGACGAGCGUAUUCGGGCUGAGUUCCAUGAACUAGUUGCCUCUUAUGAGUUCCGUCGGCGAUAUGAUCCUGGGUAUAUUGGGUUGUUCAAGGAUCCAAGUAUGCGGAAACGUUUGGCGUUUGGCUUCUAUGCUGCCGGUCUUCAACAGUGUGGUGGUAUUGCUUCUCUUACCAUGUAUGCGACGCUUUUCUACCAAAGUCUUGGAUGGGACUCUGGCUCCCAGGCGCUAGCCAUCAACGGCAUCCAGUCUGUCUUACAGCUACUUAUUGUUCUGGUGGACACAUUCACCGUGGAAAGAUUCGGACGAAGGGGCCUCCUCCUAGCUGGUUUUGCCAUCCAGUCGCUGGCUCUUUUGAUCAUGUCCUGUCUUUGCACUGCGUUCCCUACGAACUCAAACAAAGCCGCCGCUAUCGUGGAAGUUGCGAUGCUGUUCAUAGUUGGUCUCACGUACUGCUGGUCCAAUGGUCCCAUUGCCGCUGCAGUUGUCUCUGAAAUCUUUCCUCGGCAUGUUCGAGACAAGGGCUUUGGACUUUCGAUGCUUGGUCAAACUUCCUGGCUUAUCCUGUUGACACAAUCCUGGCCAUCCUUCAAUGCCAAAGUGGGAGGUCAUAGCUACUGGUUACUCUUCGCCCUGAAUGUCGCCGCCGGAAUAUCUGUCUACUUUAUCCUUCCAGAGACAAAGGGCGUCUCUCUUGAACGGAUGGACAAGAUUUUUGGAGGUCUUGAUUUCGUCGAGGAAGGUGAGAUCGAUGGAAGCUCUGAGAAGCGCGAGGCCAUGGCCAUGGUGAAGGAGGAAGAGAAGGCCCCUAGCACGCAUGUGGAGAAUACGUCUCAGGGACUUGUCUCGGAGCCCCGAGAUCUGCGGUCUGAGUAUGAACAGGCUUCCAAACCAAAAAGCAGGGUCGCAUCCAGUACAUUACCGCGAGAAAACUGA